AUGAAAUAAAGACCAAGACAGAUCGAUGCAUCAAAGCCAGUGCUCACAGUUAGCUCUUUGGAUGCAUUCAACAAUGCUGAAGGGCAGGAAGCAGACAUUAAAAACACGGAAUAAAUCAUUACUCCUGAUUAACUCUUAAAAGAGAAGUAAAUUACAUAUAUCUGUUUAAUUACCAAAAGAGGAGUCCAAGAGAAUAGAAUUCACCUCUCUCAAAUGUGA
This is a messenger RNA of Paramecium tetraurelia, 219 nucleotides long. RefSeq lists its product as uncharacterized. The transcript has a single exon. The record is from RefSeq and is a predicted model, not a curated record. Lineage: Eukaryota; Ciliophora; Oligohymenophorea; Peniculida; Parameciidae.